AUGGGUCUCACUUCAUGUGAAGCGAAAGAAUGCCGUUUGCUCUUGACCGGGACUAGAGUAGGACCGCAGCAGACUAAGAGCCUGAAUCGCUUGAUGCAUGGUUGUAAAGCUCUUCGUGUUGCAGUCCUUCGAAAGCACCAAGAACUUGAAAAAGUGUGGCCCCUGGCAUUGGAAUGUUUAUGUUCACUAAGCACCCGACUGCAAGUUAAACCUUCGAGGAGACAACGUUUUAGCUACAGCAGCCACAGUGUAGAUGGUAUUUUUCCUGGGAUUUGCCCGAAAUUGUUGUUGAAAAUGUCUGACAAAACAUCUAAAACAUUGCAGCGGAUGCUUUGUAGGGCUCCGGGUCCAAAAGUGCCUUAA
This is a messenger RNA of Cladocopium goreaui, 363 nucleotides long. The record is from the annotation of a GenBank genome assembly. NCBI's taxonomy places the organism in Eukaryota, Dinophyceae, Suessiales, Symbiodiniaceae.